This is a messenger RNA of Plutella xylostella (diamondback moth), 2522 nucleotides long. The record is from RefSeq and is a predicted model, not a curated record. Lineage: Eukaryota; Metazoa; Arthropoda; Insecta; Lepidoptera; Plutellidae.
GAAAACACUGUUUUUUUUCUGAGCGGCCGUGUUUUUUGGUUGUAGCGGCAACAAUUUCUUAUUUUAUUGAAAAUUUAAUAAAUUACAGUAUAAAUUGAAUUCUCCGUUGUGAUUUGUGUGUGUAUAGUUUUGUUAGUUAAGUUUUAAAAACUAAAAGCUACGUUAUCAGGUAUUCAAGAUGCAAACUAGCAAGAGUGAUAAUGAAAUGUUGGAGUUCCUCGGGUAUCCACUAGCUGAAGACGUAGACCUGGACCUGUCAAGCAUAUCACCGUCCCUGCUACACAGUGACGAUGCGCUGCAAAACGGUCCACCGGGUCUGGCGGUGGCCAACAUCCUGACCCUGCACGGAGGCGAGGAGGUCCACCUGGAAGCUGGCCAGCACCAGCUGCUGCCGGUGAUGCUGCCGCAGUUCGGGCCCCCGGCACGAGAUGACUUCCACGGGGAGUACAAGUUUGAGGUCCAAGUGAGCUCCAGUGACACGCAUCAGAAGAAGUAUUUGUACUCGGCGAAACUAAACCGCAUCUACGUGGACAUCGAGCAGAACUUCCCCGUGCAGUUCGUGUGGGAGCGCGCGCCGCGGCCGCUGUUUGUGCGAGCCACGGUGGUGUUCAGCGACCACGCGCAGGCCGAGAAGCGAGUCGAGAGGUGUCUGCAGCACCGGCAUAGGCGGAACAACGGAGUGGAGCCAGCAGAACUAGGCGCGCACGUGCUGCGCUCCGCCCGCGACUACUCGCACGGCGUGCACUACGUGGGCGACGACGCACGCGCCGACUCGUGGCUGUCCGUGCUGGCCGCCGUGUCGGGCGCGGGCGCGGCGGGCGGCGCGUGCUAUUCGCACGUGUACCAGUUCGUGUGUAAGAACUCGUGCGUGGGCGGCAUCAACCGACGGGCUAUACAUAUUGUGUUCACUCUGGAGGAUGCCUUCGGCAGAGUCCUCGGUCGUCAAUCCGUUGGGGCCCGAGUCUGUGCAUGCCCACGCCGCGACUUACGCAAGGACGAAGAAGCGGCGAGAGACACCCUGCGGCCCUCCAAGCGACCAUUACAGAGGGUGGAUACUAAGGCUUCCUGUAGGAAGAUCAAGCUGGAGGUGGUGGAGGGUGAUGACGAUGAUGAUGUGGUCACGCUUCCGGCUGGGAUCCAAAUAUGCGGAGUGAAGACACUGACGACGGGUUUCACAGUGAUGAAGAAUAUGAUGGAACAGAUGGCGGCGUGCAAGAAGAACAACCCGGAGGCACAGGAGAAGCUGCAGAGAUGCAUCAAUUCUAUCAACUCGGUGCUCAGUCAGUACAGCCCGUCGUGAAUUGAACCGUAUGUUUAGAAGUAUUAGGUUGAUUAUUGAUAAAUCUAGUUUUUUAUUGUAAGAUUAUGUGACUGUAUGGUUGAAGAUAAGAUUUUCGUCUAAUUAUUGGUUGUCUAUGAUUGGACACUGUCAAAUUAAUGGUGGUUACGUUUUUUUUUUAGCUAAAAACCACUAAAUAUCUUGGUUCUAUUGUUUUGUUUAGUGUGUUGCCAUAUGCAUUUUUUGUCUAUGGUGACCGCCAUCAUUGAUUUGACGGAAAUGUGCUUUAAUUUUUUACUAAUUUUAAUAAUUAUGAUUCAUGUUUUCCACUAUUUUUGUUGAUUAUGUUUUAUUUCUUACUUCGUACACCUCGAGAUUUUAACAUCACAUUUAGAACAAGCCUAUAAAAAUAGAACAAGAUUUCAGCUUUAUAUUCCUUAUAAACAUAAUUAAAGUUAUAUUAUACAUAUUAUAAUAAAAUUACAUAAUCAGGUUGAAUCAGAACUUAAAUUUUCGCAUCAGACUAUCAUUUAGUACGCAAAUCAUAACGGAGAAUUCAAUAAUAUUAUUUAAGAACUUAAUUGAAGGUAUUUUUGGGGCGAGAAUUUAAGUUUUGACCGGAAUAAAUUAAAAAACAUAUUUUUUACCAGUGUCGAUGUUUGUUGUUCAAUGGUGCUUAGUUUUAAAAUAUUGUUUAGCUAGUAUUUCUUACCUAUUAUGAAUAAGGACGAUUACGAUUAGAUUAAGUACAAUAUUAGAAUUAAUAUUACGCGCUAGUUGAAUCAAAAACAUAUUCAUUAUCAUUAUACAGUGAGACAUUGUAAGUAAUUAUUACAUAAUGCCAACAUCGAGAUUUCAUUAAUCUAGUAUCGGUACUAUUUUGUCUUCAUUAUUCGACAUGUUACUAUUAUUUUAAAUUUUGUACUUAAAUAUUUGCUACCAGUGUUUGGAAUGACCACCGAUUUUUGACUACCUUAACUGAGUUUGGCUCAAUUUUUAUCUUUUUCAUAGUGAGUAUUUUGUAUUUUUUGUCAUAAAUAUACAUUAGUAGGCUAUUUUAGUGACUAAGAUGAUAGUCAAUUAAAACUGAGUCUUCAAGACUGCAAUGUGCCUUAAAAUCAUAGUUCAUUAACUCAUCUGAUGGCAUUUACUGAAUCUAAGGCUAACUAUGUUUAGUUUUAAGUGUAGUUUUUAAUUGGCAAUGUUAUGUACAUGUGCUUCCAAAUUAAUUACAGAAAUAUGU